Molecule: messenger RNA, 968 nt
Organism: Periophthalmus magnuspinnatus
Lineage: Eukaryota; Metazoa; Chordata; Actinopteri; Gobiiformes; Gobiidae
Gene: tspan34b
Product: tetraspanin 34b
Exons: 8
Coding region: 90-827 (245 amino acids)
Cellular component (GO): membrane
Source: RefSeq, a predicted model, not a curated record
UACUUGUUGUUUUAUCUGUAUAGUGAAGCCACAAGGGACCAGGCCUCUGAAGUUCAUCUGUGAUAAAGCUUCAGCGAUCAGCAGCAAAGAUGUCUUGUGCCAGUUGUCUCAAGUUCCUUAUGUUUUUUUUCAAUGGUAUCAUUUUUCUGGCCGGAGCAGGGAUCCUGGCAGUGGGCAUCUGGGUAAAGGUGGACAGUGGUUCGAUUUUCACUUUUUUGGAGAAGAUCCCGGACGCCCCAUCCGAGCUGGGGCAGGUGCUGAACGUGGGCUACCUGCUCAUAGUCCUGGGGGGCCUGCUGCUUAUCAUUGGCUUUCUGGGCUGUUGCGGGGCCAUGCGGGAGAGCAAAUGCAUGCUGCUGCUGUUCUUCAUUAUAGUGAUGCUAAUCUUGUUGGCUGAAGUUUCAGGAGCCAUAGUGCUGCUGGUGUUCAGACCAUUGGUGGACAGCUUAUUUGUAAAGUUUGGACAUGUAGCAGUUCAAAACAUCAAGACAGACUAUGGGAAGAACUCUGACAUCACAGGACUGUGGGACACCAUUAUGAGCACGUUAAAAUGUUGUGGAUACAACAACUACACAGAUUUCACCAACUCAUCCUACCACCUGGAGAAGGGAUAUCCACCAAUGUGCUGCCAGGAUAGUGGAGCCCCAUGUGGCAACAGCUCGAACAGCACUGGAGUACCAACAGUGCCUGGCUGUUUCUCUAGGAUUAAAGCAUUGAUCGAUGACAACAGUGUGGUUAUUAUUGGAGUGGCUCUGGCAAUAGCAGCUUUGGAGCUGGGAGCUAUGGUUACCUCCAUGAGCCUGUUCUGUAAAAUCAAGUCAGCCUGAAGCAGAUCCUUCUUUCCACCAAAACCUUUUACAAACCAUAAAAACUCAAAAGCCAAUAAAUAGACACAUGCAACUUCUCCAUCAGAAAGUCUUUAAACUUUGGAUACUUUAGGCCUACUGCAAAAUCAUAUCCACUCAGUU